Messenger RNA from Bactrocera dorsalis (oriental fruit fly), 2714 nucleotides. It is a transcript of the gene f-cup, whose product is annotated as leucine-rich repeat-containing protein 40. The record is from RefSeq and is a predicted model, not a curated record. Lineage: Eukaryota; Metazoa; Arthropoda; Insecta; Diptera; Tephritidae. Bases 155 to 2059 code for a protein of 634 amino acids. Gene Ontology annotation, molecular function: protein binding. The transcript is spliced from 10 exons.
AAUGCAUCAACGUAGUUGCAUACUGUCGCUCAGCGUUAAUGGUUGCAUCUUUAUAUAAGCAUUUUUAUAUUUCCCGCGCUAACUUUUUGUUAAAGAAAAAACAUUCAAAAUUGCGUCCUUAAAGCAAACGCGCAAAAAGCUCACAUCCUUCUGCAUGUGUGGUCCGGCGCAUAGGCGUUUAUUCUAUCACAUACGGGAAUACCAAAUGGCCUCCUCCACCAGCGAGCAGGAGACCGAAGAUGAAAUCGAGCCGAAAAAAGAACGUAAACCAUUGGCUAUCGAAUUGCCCGACAAAAUUUACCAAAUAAAUCAGACUGACAAGGAUUUGCCAACUUCAUUGGAACAGCUCACUGUCCACGAAGAAGAUGCUUGGUGGAAUCAAAUGCCUUUAACGAAUUUGGAUUUAAGUUCAAACGCUUUGACACAUCUAUCGCCAAAAAUUGAGAAUCUCGAAACAUUGACCACAUUGACGCUGCACGACAAUUUACUAACCAGCCUUCCUAGAUCCAUAUGCAGGUUAGAGAAACUAGUGCGUGUGAAUUUGAGUCGCAAUAAGUUGAGAGAGUUGCCUGUUGAUUUCUACUCGUUACCUGAGCUACGUUACUUGAAUAUAUCGUACAAUGAAUUUGAAGAAUUACACCCCGCUGUCAGCGAUUUGCACAUGCUGGAAUAUUUGGAUGCUUCACAUAACUCACUUACGGGGCUACCGAAUGGAAUUGGCUUUCUGGUGCGCGUAUCUGAGCUUUUACUCUCACAUAACCACAUAAAAGAACUGCCCUCCGAUCUGGUGAAUAUGCGUUCAUUGCAAAAAUUGGAUCUGAAUCAUAACGACUUGAUAGCUUUGCCCGAGGAUAUGGGCAGUUUGCGCAAGUUGUUAUGUUUAUAUCUGCAGCACAAUGACAUAACGCAAUUACCCACUUUCGAGGGCUGUCAGAAUUUGCAGGAAUUAUACGUUGCCAAUAACUUGGUUGGGAAAUUACCGGAGAGUUUUUGCUCAAACUUGCCACAUUUGAAAAUUCUCGAUUUGCGCGAUAACAAAAUUACGAAAAUUCCGGACGAAAUUUCGCUACUGAAAAAUCUCAUUCGGCUCGAUCUUACCAAUAAUUCCAUAAGCAAUCUGCCCCUGUCGUUGGGUUCAUUAGCGCAUUUAGUUAGUCUGCAAAUCGACGGUAAUCCCAUCAAGUCCAUUCGUCGUGACAUACUUCAGUGCGGCACAAAUCGUAUAUUGCGUACAUUGCGCGAACGUGCGCGUGCUUCUGGCGAAAAUCAACAGCACCAUAAUCAAGGCGAUAGCGUUUCCCUAAACUCUGCGUCAUUGUCGUCGACAACUUUCGUACAAAAUAAUACGGAUAAAAUGGGUGCGGAUGGUUUGAAUAGUCCACGUCGUCCGGCUGGUGGUUGUGAUGAAGACACAACAUUUCCCGAUAAAUACAAAAUGAGAAACACGCAUACAUUAAAUGUGACCAUGCAGUACUUGUCCACAGUGCCUGACGAGGUGUUCCAAACAGCCGCUGAAGAGCAUGUCAGCUGCGUGGAUUUCUCUAAGAAUCGUUUGGAAAAGUUGCCAGAUGCACUUCAUCUUCUUAAGGGCAGCGCCAGUGAGUUGGUGUUCUCCAACAAUCAAAUAACCAAAGUGCCGACAUUUUUGUCGCAAUUCACACGUCUUACUUUACUGAAUUUGUCAUGCAACCAACUGACCGACCUGCCAAAGGAGAUGGGUGUUCUGAACACCUUACGAGAAUUGAAUAUUUGCAAUAAUCGCUUUGACCACUUACCGACCUGCCUUUAUCACACGCAAAACCUGGAAAUUCUACUGGCCAGCGACAACCGUAUUAAGCAUAUCGAUGCAACACCAGAAGGAUUGGGCGCCUUGAAGCGUCUAACUAUUUUAGAUCUGCGCAACAACAACAUUGAGCAAGUGCCACCCGUACUUGGUAAUCUAACACAUAUUGCUACAUUGGAACUGAUCGGGAAUCCCUUCCGACAGCCACGCCAUCAAAUACUUGCCAAGGGCACCGAUGCCAUCAUGUCGUACUUGCGUGAUCGUAUACCAGCUUAAAGCUAAGCCAGCGAGCGGACUUCUUUCUUUUAGUGUACAGCGUAACAUUAGUUUUUUUUGGUAACGAAAUGGCAUGUGCUUGUUGUUGGUCGCGAAAAAUUUUCAAAUAGCUGCUUAUUUUAUAUGAAAAUCGCCUAAGCUCUGUUAAGUCAUGCGAGCGUCGUGGUAGAACGUAGAUUUAAUAGCGGUUGGGUUGAUUUAGUUUUGGAAUUUUAUUUGUGAGAACAAAAUACGCAAUAUUUUCAUGCAUAUACAUAAUACGCUAUAUAUAUAUUUAAUGUACGCCUAAUCAAAAAAAGAAAAAUAUAUUUUUAACGAUAUUGCAAAUUUGAUUCCGUCUCUUUCGCCAGAGUUAUGGGAGCAAAUUCAUUUUUUUAUCUUUAAUAUAUACUAACUACCUUACACUAGUCAUUAUGUACAACAUACAAAUUUAAAUUCAAACAUAAAUUUAUAUCGAAUUUGUUUAAAAUAGAAUUUCUAAAAUUAGAGACACCGAAAAGAUGCAAUAAACUAAUUUUAAACUCGCUAAAUAUAAAACAAAAAAAUUAGGAGCGAGUAAAAAAGAGAGAGACAGAAGGUAUUUAACUUAAAAAGCGCUCUUAAAAAACCUGUUGUAAACUUUGUAGUACCGUACACUGAUAUUAAUAAAAGAAAU